Molecule: messenger RNA, 4214 nt
Organism: Drosophila kikkawai
Lineage: Eukaryota; Metazoa; Arthropoda; Insecta; Diptera; Drosophilidae
Gene: wisp
Product: wispy
Molecular function (GO): poly(A) RNA polymerase activity
Source: RefSeq, a predicted model, not a curated record
AAAAAAGGUUUCCUAACACAAAGAGAACUUAAAAAAAAAGCACCAUAAUUUUAGCUUAACUUAAAAUAUAGUUUUAAGCAACUGAAUGCGAGGCCGAGCGAUUUUUUUAUGCCCAAAACUCGAGCCCUAGAAACGUAAACACUUCCGCUUUGAUCCUCAAAACCCAUUUUGAGGGCUAUGUAUGCCACCCGAGUAGCCGGCAACAUGAAGAUAUUUGCCGCAGAUGCCAACGAUGGCGCAACAGCAGCAUGCAACACGCCCGUGCAACAGCAGCAGCAGCAGCAUCCGCCGCCACAUCGGCAGCAACAGUCGCUGCAAUUCCGACAACGGAUAUCCGCUGGAUCGCCGGUGUCCAAGUCUAGCAGCCAGUGUCACCUGAAAUUUGGCAAGUACAAUAAUAGUAAGACGGCCAAUUUGCUGCGACAGGUGAGCAGCUAUCACAACAACAACAACAACAACCACAACGAUAACAACAAUAAUAAUAAUAAUAACAACAAUCUAGUGAAGAAUCAGAAUAUUAUACAACAGCAAAUAUCUGAUUGCAAGCCAAGCCUUCCCAAAAAGCACAAUUCGCUUUCCUCCUCCUCGACAGAAUUAUCUUCUGCAUUUUAUCGCAAUUCUUGCGACAGUCUAAACUCUGAAGCUUCUGCGGAUUCAACAACAUCAACAACGGCAGCAGCAAAAAACAUCAACCCGCCACCGAGAACAGAUUCAAGAGCAGAGCCUUCUCCGGAGGUAACCACCACGGGUGACAAGUCCCUACGGGUUUCGGAACAGCCACAGGAUAUGGCGGCCAAACAACGAUCACGACAGCAGCCGCUCAGUUACUGGAAGACCAAUUAUCCGCAGCAAGCUGCCAGGCAACUAAAAGAUAAGGAGACGGUCGCAGCAGUUGUAACGGCUGCUGCGGCGGCUGCUGCUGCUGCUGCUGCUGCUUCAUCGGAACAACAGGCAUCUUUGUCCUUCGAGAACAGACGAAACUCUGGUUACCAACAACACCAUCAGCCGCACAAUUACUAUCAAUACUAUUAUCCGCAGCCCAAGCAGCUGACCAUUGCCUCGUUCCUGCAGAAGGACCUGUUGCCCGAGAAGAGCGGUGUCGUGCAGCAACGCGGUGGCGGCGCCCUCAACCGCCAGCAACAAGGAGGGAAUGUUGGCUAUCCCCAGCAGCAGCGUUACCGCAAUGCCCAGUGUGCCUAUGAGCAGUAUCAGCAGCAACAUCAUGUCCCACACCAGGCACAACAGCAUCACCAGCAAGGGAUGGGGGGCAGCUCGCACUUUCGGCGGAAGUAUGGCGAGAGCAACAGCAGUGGCAGCGGCAUUCAGAAGAAGAUGCACUACAGUCUAGUGGCGGGGAGAAUGGGAGAUGCGUCGCCUGCAUCGGGACAGCAACAGCAUCAGCAGCACCAACAGCAACAGCAUCAGCAGCAACAGCAUCAGCAGCAACAGCAUCAGCAGCAACAGCAGCAUAACACAAUUGAGAUCCUGGCCAGCAGCAACUUUAAUGCAGUCCAUCGUCGCAGUCAGGGAGGUGGCAAAAAUGGUUACUACCAGCAGCAGCACCACCACCAUUCCCUUAAAGACGACGAUGGCUUCACGCCAAACUCUGCCGAACGCCAGAACUUGUACAAUCUUACCUACGUUAAUGUGGACAUGACCAACACAGGUGGCGCCCCAGGAUCGACCGAUGACAGGUCAAAGAUAUCGCGGCAAAACAAACCCAGUAUUACGCUAACGCCUGCUGCUCCGGGGCCCUCGACAGUGCGCCGAUCUCUGCCGGUCCCUAUACCCGUAUCCGCCGUAUCCGGUUCCGUGCCUCCGCAUCCAGUUUUGAAUCAUGGCCGCAAUAUGUUUCCACAGCCGCCGCCCCCAUUGCCGCUGGCCAUGAUUGGGGGACAUGGGAUGCUCUCCCCAAGCAUGAAUACACCCACCAAAAUGAUAAGCUGUGCGCAGCUGGACGAGGCCAUCACGGCGGCGGCCGCCAAUGGAGAGCAGUCUAUAUCCAGUCCCAAUUAUCACCAAACAGUGCCCUUUAUUAUGCCACAUCCCGCACAGCAGCAGCAGCAGCAGCAUCAACAGCAGCAGCAACAACAGCAGCAGCAGCAACAACAGCAGCAUUCACAGGCACCGCCACCGCCGCACCUAAUCCCCAACAGCGGCGGUGGUGCUCCGCCACAGGUCUACCUUCAAACACCGGCAGUGUGGCCACAUUCCGGCUUGCCCUGCUACCAGGGCCCGCCAUAUGGUUCCAACGGCAGUUCGCCGCAUAACCACAAGGAUGUGCGGGCCAUGUCACCCGCCCUGUCCACCUCCACCCUAAGCAGCGAUUCCCAUUGGAGUGGCCCAAGCAAUCGAUGUCGCCUGGUCAACGGAGAGCACCUAUCCAUUUCUCCCACACCCAGCCCUCUAGAAACCGGACAAUUGUCACCACAUUUAAUAGAGAUGGGGCCGAAAACCCCGCAUCAUCAUCCGUCAGGAGGAGGAGCAGCAGCAGCAGCAGCACCACCACCACCACCACCGCCUCCACCGCCGCCGCUGCUUUCGCUGCACAUCACCCAUCACCAUGGAAAUCCCGUAGUUCCCUUUGAAAUGGUUGGAGGAGGUCCAGGAGGAGGUCCCUGGUACGAUAUGAUGCUGCCACCCGAUCGCUACCUGGCCCAUGCCAGGAACGUGGAGGUCCCGGCUCAGCCGGAAAAACUGAUCUGCAUGUGCAAGUACGAUAACCUGUCGGUGGAGAUCUGGGAGAUGUUCCGUGGCGCCCGGCAGACGCAUUACAAGUUCAAGGCCAAGAUGCGGCUAUGGCGUUACUUGUACAUCAUGAUGAAUCUGCAAAUGUUCGAGGGGUAUCGCAUCUGCCUGGUUGGUUCCACCAUCACUGGCUUUGGCACAGACUCCUCCGACAUAGACAUGUGCCUGCUGCCCGAGCAGCCGCCGAAUAAUAAUCACCAUCACCAGCACCAUUUCCACAAUGCAAAGCGGUCCGAGGCCCUCAUCACCCUCAGUCUGUUCAAUGCCGUCUUGAGGGAGACAGCAGAGGUAUUUAAGGACUUCAAUCUGAUCGAGGCUAGAGUGCCGAUACUGCGCUUUAAGGACAUCUCCAACGGGAUCGAGGUCGAUCUCAACUACAACAAUUGCGUGGGCAUUAAGAACACCUAUCUGCUACAGCUUUACGCUCAGUUGGACUGGCGUGCUCGCCCGCUGGUGGUGGUUGUUAAGCUCUGGGCCCAAUACCAUGACAUCAAUGAUGCCAAACGCAUGACCAUCUCGAGCUACUCGCUGGUGCUAAUGGUUCUGCACUAUCUGCAGCAUGGCUGCGUGCCACAUGUCCUGCCCUGCCUGCACUCGCUCUAUCCGGAAAAGUUUCGGCUGGGACAGCAGGAUUGCCUGGAUCUGGAUCUAAUCGAGCCGAUAGAGCCUUACCAGACGCUGAAUACCCAAUCGCUGGGUGAGCUUUUGCUGGGCUUCUUCAAAUACUACAGCAAAUUCGACUUCCGGAACUAUGCCAUCUCCAUACGCACCGGUGGCGUCCUGCCGGUGUCCACUUGUCGGAUGGCGCGAAGCCAGCGGAAUGAUAUUUACCAGUGGAAGGAGCUCAACAUCGAGGAGCCAUUCGAUUUAUCGAACACGGCGCGAUCAGUGUAUGACUUUGCCACCUUUGAGCGCGUCAAAGGCAUCUUCCUGUCCACAGCCCAUCGGCUGAAUCACACGCUGGACCUCACGUCCAUCUUCCGUCCCAUCGUCCCCCAUGCCCAGGAGCAGUUUCCCUACCAGCAGCAGUUCGAGCCACCGCGCGGCGGAGACGAUAUCGCUGGAUCCAACAAAAUGGUCAAGCCAGAAACAACCGAAACGGCUGGUGGCGGCACAUUCAGGUAAAGCUUGAAAAAAGAAAAGAAAAAUGGUUAAACCAAAAAAUAUAAAAAUAUCACCAGCCCACCAGAAACUGAAAUUCACGGAAUCGAAAAUCGAAAAAAAGAAAUGAAAACCGAUUGGAAAAAAAAAAUCGUGGUUGAAUUUCAGUAAACACUAACGCUUCUAUAUUUUGUUAAAUGUCAUAUAUUCAUUUUCAAUAUUUUUAUUGCAUUUAUCUUCCAUCAAUUUGUUUAAUCGAAUUCGAUCAAUUAUUGUAAACAUCCACGGAGGUGUGCGAUGUUCGUCCCCCCUCUUGUGAAAUGCAAAAAUGUCACCCGAAAAUGUAAAACAAAAAAAAAAUGUUA